Messenger RNA from Stylophora pistillata, 1174 nucleotides. RefSeq lists its product as uncharacterized. Gene Ontology annotation, cellular component: membrane. NCBI's taxonomy places the organism in Eukaryota, Metazoa, Cnidaria, Anthozoa, Scleractinia, Pocilloporidae. Gene Ontology annotation, molecular function: aspartic endopeptidase activity, intramembrane cleaving. The record is from RefSeq and is a predicted model, not a curated record.
UUCUGCACAUUUCUCCGUCUCAAAAAUGGUGCUGUACAAUUUCUGGAUUAUGGAUUUUUCGGUAAGCGCAUUGAUUUUUUUCAGCGCGAUAUACGGCGAAAGGAUGCGGCGAAAUGGACAAUGGACGAGCGUCCCCAAGAACGAAAUAGAAGAUUGCCGCGAGAACUCCGCAUCUCUUGAAGACGAAGGAAAAGGAGUGGAGUUGAGGCUACCGCAGUAUUUGCUCUUUACUUUUACGUAUUUUGCAGCCAUGGGUCUAACUGUGGUCAUUCUCCAAUACUAUCCGUCUGUGAUGAUCAUUUUACAACAUGUCGCCGUCGUUAGUUUUAUUAUGAUCGCAUUCGCUCAGUGGUUACCAUUGAGGACCGGUUAUUUACUUGGCAUUUUAUUUGGUGGAAUCUGGUUAUUAUCAGUGGAGACCCAGUUUCGAUGGAUCAUCAACAAUGUCAUCAUCGCGAUGUUUGCCUUCUUGGCCAGCCACGUCCAGUUCAGAAACUUUGCCUUUUUGCAGAUUUUUUUGUGGACUGCCCUUGUCUACGACGUUUGCCUGCUCGCACGCAUGAACGAAACUCCACAGUUCCUGAGCAUCGGAGAAUGUGGCAAUCUUCUCUGCCAGUUAUUCGAAAUGAACAGCGCGUGGGAGCUUCCCUCAGUGUUCACAGUGCGAUUUGGAGAGAAUCAAACACACGUUUUUCUUGGAACAGGAGAUAUAAUUAUUGGUGCUAUUGUCGCAAACUUUGCCAUGUCCUUUUUCAAGUCCUCCAGAUGUCUCAUUGGAGUGGUAGGAAGUUAUUCAACAGCGAUCGGCUUUCUAAGUCGAGUGGAUACCAACAAGCCAUACCCGGCUCUCAUCUCCAUCGUCCCUGUAUGCUCACUUUCUUUGGUGUGUUGCGCCAUUGUGUGUAGGAAAACAAAACGGCUGUUUUCCUUGUCGAACAAAGAAAGCUCUGAAUUUUCCUCUGACGACGUUCUGUUGAUUUAGAAUGAAACUUUUUACGGUGGAAAGUAGAAUUGAUGUUUCUGUUAUUGUUACAGCUGAGUUCCAUUUACCGUACGCGUAUCUCGAUUACCCGGCCGUGACGAAAAUGGAUCAUGGUACAAGAUUAGGCACUGUGAAGCUCCAACACAAGUACAAAUCUGUUCUAAGCGACACUCAAUUGGUCUUAUAUCAUUU